UCCUCCUCAGUAUUCCCAUUCCCAUUGAAGUUUAAUGGAUAGCAGCUUCGUUCUGCUUCAACAAAGGUAAGGCUUUUACGCCUUUGAGUUUCCAUACAUUCCAUUUUCAGGUGAAUUCAUUUCGAUUCUUGAAUGAUCUUUGCUUCUUCACUGAAAUGACCUCAAUAUUAAGAAGAAACCAAUCCUUAAAAUCAAUCCUCAGAACCCCCAAAGACCCAUUUUUUACGAAACCAACCCUUAAACCCUACAAAAACCCUCAAACCUCAUCUACUUACUUCCUCCCUAGGGUACUAAACCAAAUAUACUUUUCGACCCAUUCGUCGAAAUUCCCUGAAUAUGAAAUGCCAACUGUAACAUGGGGUGUAAUCCAAGGCCGUAAAGAAAAGUUGGUGUCACGUGUCAUAAUCUGUGAUUAUUUGAAAAGUAUAGGAAUUAUCCCUGAUGAAUUAGAGGAGUUAGAAUUACCCUCAACCGUUGAAGUUAUGCGCGAACGCGUUGAGUUCUUGCAGAAAAUUGGACUGACAGUUGAUGAUAUUAAUGAAUACCCUUUAAUGCUUGGUUGUAGUGUGAGGAAAAACAUUAUUCCUGUUUUGUCAUACUUGGAAAAAAUUGGGAUUCAAAAGUCUAGGCUUGGUGAGUUUGUUAAGAACUACCCCCAAUGUCUACACGCUAGUGUCGUCGUGGAGCUUGUUCCGGUUAUUAAAUUUCUACGAGGUCUUGAUGUUGAGAAACAAGAUAUUGGGUAUGUUUUGAUGAAAUAUCCUGAGUUGUUAGGGUUUAAGCUUGAGGGAACAAUGAGUACUUCAGUUGCUUACUUGGUUAGUAUAGGGGUUAAUCCGAGGGAUGUAGGGCCGAUGGUAACACAAUAUCCAUAUUUUCUUGGAAUGAGAGUUGGGACGACGAUUAAACCACUUGUGGAUUAUUUGGUUUCGUUGGGUUUGCCAAAGAAAAUCUUGGCGAGGAUGUUGGAGAAGCGAGCAUAUCUACUUGGUUAUGAUCUUGAAGAGACGGUGAAACCUAAUGUGAAUUGCUUACUCAGUUUUGGAAUUAGGAAGGAUGCUUUGCCUUCUGUUAUUGCACAAUAUCCACAAAUUAUUGGUUUGCCUUUGAAGGCUAAGCUGUCGUCGCAACAGUAUUUCUUUAACUUAAAGCUCAAGAUUGAUCCUGAUGGUUUUGCUCGAAUAAUCGAGAAGAUGCCGCAAAUUGUUAGCCUACACCAGCAUGUGAUAAUGAAACCUGUUGAGUUCCUUCUUGGACGGGGAUUUUCAGCUGAUGAUGUGGCGAAGAUGAUUGUUAAAUGUCCUCAGUUAGUUGCUUUGCAAGUUGGCCUCAUGAAAAAUAGCUAUUACUUUUUCAAGAAUGAUAUGGGUAGACCAAUGAACGAACUUGUGGACUUCCCGGACUACUUCACAUACAGCUUGGAAUCGAGAAUCAAACCCAGGUACCAGAGGUUGCAAAGCAAAGGAAUCAGAUGUUCUUUGGCUUGGUUUCUCAAUUGUAGUGACCAAAGAUUUGAAGAGAGAUUGUAUGGUGAUUAUAUAGAGCCUGAAAGUUCUGGUCCGUCAUUUUAUAUGGGUGGGAAGUUAGAGCUACCAGGCAAUGAGAUCGUAUCAGAAGAGGAGGAAAGUGAUGAUGAAACACUUUAUAGACGCACUGUCUCAUUGUAGUUUACUUUGUAACAUUCGUGAAUUGGGUAUAAAUGCUAAUAUCUUUCAAUAUUAGUUGAAUUCUUUUGCUGCU
This is a messenger RNA of Nicotiana tabacum (common tobacco), 1740 nucleotides long. RefSeq names its product transcription termination factor MTERF4, chloroplastic-like. Lineage: Eukaryota; Viridiplantae; Streptophyta; Magnoliopsida; Solanales; Solanaceae. The record is from RefSeq and is a predicted model, not a curated record. Gene Ontology annotation, molecular function: double-stranded DNA binding. Gene Ontology annotation, biological process: developmental process; regulation of DNA-templated transcription.